AUGGGCGAAUAUUCGGAAGCACUUUCAUUACAUCAAAAAGCACUUGAAAUUCGUGACAAAAUACUUCCUGCAAACCAUCAAGAUUUGGCUCAAUCCUUCAAUAAUAUUGGUGCUGUCUAUUACCAAACACAACAGUAUCCGAGAGCACUUUUAUAUUAUGAAAAAGUGCUAGACAUCUUUCUAAAACCUCUUCCGGCAAAUCAUCCAAGCUUAGCUACUGGGUACAACAACGUUGGUGGAGCACAUGAUAUCAUGGGAGAGUAUUCAAACGCACGUUCUUUUUAUGAAACGGUACUUGAAAUCGAUAAAAAAUCUCUUCCUUCAAAUCAUCCUGAUUUGGCUGCCUCCUACAACAAUCUGGCUUUAGUGCAUGAAAACAUGAAUGAAUUUAUUCAAGCACUUUCAUAUUAUGAAAGAGCACCUGAAAUCUUUCAAAGAAAUCUUUCAGCAAAUCAUCCAGAUUUGACUUCAAUCUACAACAACAUCGCUAAAUUGUAUGACAAAAUGAGAGAACACGCCACAGUUGUUACGUAA
Messenger RNA from Rotaria sp. Silwood2, 534 nucleotides. The record is from the annotation of a GenBank genome assembly. NCBI's taxonomy places the organism in Eukaryota, Metazoa, Rotifera, Eurotatoria, Philodinida, Philodinidae.